Messenger RNA from Lingula anatina, 3188 nucleotides. RefSeq lists its product as uncharacterized. Gene Ontology annotation, cellular component: nucleus. Lineage: Eukaryota; Metazoa; Brachiopoda; Lingulata; Lingulida; Lingulidae. Gene Ontology annotation, molecular function: sequence-specific DNA binding; DNA-binding transcription factor activity, RNA polymerase II-specific. Gene Ontology annotation, biological process: regulation of transcription by RNA polymerase II. The record is from RefSeq and is a predicted model, not a curated record.
AUGAAACCAUGGCAUUGGCCGAUGAGGGUUAACUCGUCUGAUUUGCACCAAAAGAAUGAAAGCCUAUUGCCACCAGGGGAGUUCUUCAUAUUAAAAAUACCAGAAAACUCAGAAGGAGACUUCAAAAAUGAAUCAACAGUUCUUACAGAAUCUCAACUAUCUGAUAAAACCACUGAAGAUCCACAGGAUGAAACAAAUAACAAAAAGAACUGCAGUACAACAAUCCAUACAGAAAAUUCAGCAGAUAAUGUUAAAUCAACUGAAGAUACUAAUGCUGUAGAGAAAUCCACUGUGGAAAAAAUAUUAGAGAGAAUACAAGGUAGUGAACUUGUUCUGGCUGAAGACUUGGUGAUAUGUGGAUUGUGUGGCAAAAGUUUCUUGGACAUCAAACAGUUUCUGCAGCAUAAGUCUACACAUAAAACCUAUGCCUCCAAAUACCGCUGUGAGCUGUGCCGCCAAACUUUCUGCCGCCAUGCCACACUGAUGGACCACUAUCAGAGAAGACAUCGUACAAUAGUGAGGGUCUCCCCCAACCUCGUGACCGAACCUAAUGAGGAAGAACCGUCCAACGAGAAAAGAAAAAGGUCAAAUUUUAAGACAAUGUCCAGGGGAGUCCAGGUGGACAUCAAAGCCCCAUCCCCAGGGGCUGAUUUGGCAUUUUCUGGGGGUGACAUUGGUCCUCAGGUCAAUAACUUAAAACAUCUAGAGGACUCACAGCUGGACUUUCAUUUCAUCAUAUCAGUAGAGACCGUUAAAAAGAAUCAGUUUGACUAUGCCAGUGUUUAUCUGAAGUGCUUACACUGUCGAUUUAAAACUACCUCGAGGGCAAAUCUCAGGACUCACAUGAGAGCCAAGCAUCCAGACAUGAUUGAUAUAAAUCAAAGGAUUUCCAUAGGUGAAAACGGCACUGGGAAUCACAGACUGGUCAGUAUGUCCGAGUACAAACGCCAACUGCACAAACAACAGUCAGGACAGAGAAUUGACAAGCAGGACGUCUUGGGUCAGUUUCCCUGUCCAAUAUGCAAUAAAGUGUUCGGUAGGUUACGCUACCUUCGUGCUCACAUGCCAGUCCAUCGAAAAGAACUUUCAUUCAUGUGUGAAGAAUGUGGUCGCCAUUUUAAAUCCCGUGCGAGUGUAUAUGCUCAUAAGAGACGAUUCCACAAGGGUGUCAUGUACAAAUGCCCACAUUGCUCUUUUAGAACAGGAGUCAAUAUCUUGUACCACAGGCACAAGCGUAUGCACAGCGUCUCCCGUCGAGGGCAGAUUUGUGACGUAUGCGGAGAAGCCUUCAUUCAUUCUCAUCAACUCAAGAAACAUCUGUCUGUCCACGAUCCAACCAAACCAUACCAGUGUAAGAUCCAGUCUUGCUCAUGGAGAUUUGAUAAUGAAAAUAAACUGAAGAACCACCUGUUUAUAUACCAUGCAGAGAAAGAGACUGAAGCUCCAGCUAGCGUGGUGGAAAGUGAUCACCAACACAUGGCGACUGAUGGAUUGUCUCUCUCUGAUGAUUCUAAAGUGGGACAACAAAAUCAGCAAACAAAUGAGACAAAAGAUAACAGCAGUGGAAAUGUGCCUCAACAAGAAGAUGGCAGCGACCCACAACCCCAGAUAACUUAUGUCAUCCAGCCUGAAGGGAGUGUGCCGCAGUUAACCAGGCAAAAUGUGGUAUUCACAUUAAAUCCUAAAGACGCCGAGUCUAGCCAGCGACAGGCAGAGGGUCAGUUUGGCCAGGACGGAAUGAAUAUAAGCUACCAGCAGUCUGGCGAGGUGGACAUACUGUUCUCAGCAAUGGCAACUAGUCACUCAGGAACAACUGACCAUUCCACAGAUCAUGCCACUGACCAGGCCCUGAUGCAAGGUUUUAAUAGCCUGACAUCGGUAGGCCAACAAGGAGGAACUUCCCACCCCAACAGCAAUGUUUUGAUGACAAUAGCACAGCAGUAUCGCAAUGCUCAAGUUCUACUGGAAGAAGGAUUUACAGGGGAACAGGUCCUUAGGCUCCUCCUGGAGAAUCAGUCCGAAGGUGUCCUCAGUCUGGGUCAAGUUCAACUGCCCAGACAUCUCCAGGCUGACCCCAAUGCUGACAUGGUUGGGCAGCCCCGGACAUCAGUUCCAGUGUCUCAGUUAAGUGCAUACAGCAGUCUGGCUGUGCUUCCUACGGUGAGUUCCCCUCCCACAAGCUUCAGUUCCAACCCCAUCUUCUUGCAGCAGUUUCUGGAUCAAACUCAUGGAGCAGUGGGGCAAGGGGUGUUGGGGGAAGGCCAGGACUUGGGGGUGUAUUCCAGUGGUUCUCUGACCCAGGGGCAGGUGCAGCAAUUCACCACAGGAGGGGUUGGAGACGGUUUUCAGCCAAUGGACACCCAGCAGCCAGAGGAAUGUUUUGACCCAUUGUUGCAGCAUAGCCAAGAUGCUGGUGAAACUAUUAACACUUCUAAUGGGACUUGACUGAAAGAGGAGAAUUUUUCUGUACUUGACAUUCACUAUAUCGUAGCAAUAACUGAGACCCAUACCAGUUUUACCAACGUUUCUUUAUAAUAUGUUAGUGUAUUUGUUAUUAUUAUUAAUUUGAUGUUUUUGUUGUUAAGUUAUAUUUUAUUAAUGUGUUAGUCAUGUCAGUUAUCAGGUAUAUUUAAAUAUGUUCAGGCAUCAGCUUGUGACUAUUGUCAUCAAGUUUUUUUUAAGUCACUUUAGUUGAAAUCGUUUCAGCCAAAUGACUAGUUUUAAGUCUUUAUUUAUUAGUAAAAUGCAAAAAAAAAAGUAGCAAAACACUUUAUUUUUAUGAUAUUUAGCCAGAGUUUUCUAAACAUAUGGCAAAAUUCCCCAGGCAAGCAUAAAUCUAGUUUUCUAUAUUGUAAUGGUAGAUUUUAUGGUUGGAGGCUUAUGUUCUGCCUACAUUACAUGUGCUAGUAGUCGUAUUGUAAAAAAAGUCAGAUAAAAUUGUUAUUUAUUAUUGUUACUAAUUUCAUUAGUUCUUGAAAAUCAUUUCUUUGUAAACAUCUGCACAGUUAAAGGGAGCUUUUAUGUGUAAUUUUUGUCUUAAUUUGUUCAAUUGUUUAUGCUAUUAUACAAAUUUCUUUUUAAGAAUCAGAAUGUUGUCAUAAUGAUUCACUCUAGCCUCUAGAAUAUCCAAACCACAGAAGUCCUUAUGAUAGCGCAAUAUCCUUUAUCAAACUGUCAAGCCAAUGACA